AUGGCUAAAGUAGCUCUGUUUGAUAUCAACUCGAGCAUUUUCGACAUUGAGGCGCAAAUAAGAUCUUUCGGGGGCACGGCUCUCGCAAUCAAAGUCGAUGUCAGCUCUUCUGCAGAAGUUGACGUAGCCACUAAGGCCGUUGUGGAAGCCUUCGGGCCCAUCGAUGGUGGUGCCAACUUGGCAGGUAUUUCUGGAUCGGGAACAAUUAAUCUGGAGCAGGAAACGGACGAUGCUUGGGAUCGUGUGAUUGGAAUCAACUUGGGAGGAGUCAAGAACGCUAUGCGUGCUCAACUUCAGUAUAGGAAUUCCAAGGGCGCCUCGAUUGUGAACGCUUCAAGCAUCGGGGCCCGGAUUGGCUCACCUGGCAAUGCAGCGUAUUCUGCCAGUAAAGCAGCAGUCAGUGCUCUUUCCAAGUCUGUUGCCCGGGAGAUGGGUUCACAGGGAGUCCGAGUCAAUGCCAUUGCACCUGGUAUCACGGAUACUGCUAUGGUUAGCGCUGUGCCAGAAUCCAUUCGUGAGGGAUGGAGAAAAGCAAAUGUCCUUGGACGAUUGGCGGAGCCAGUUGAGAUGGCUAAUGUCAUACAUUUUCUUCUUAGCGAUAAAAGCUCCUUUAUUACCUCAUCAGUACGCCUUGGACGCUCAAAGACUGAUUGUCUGAAAACAAGAGCUGACAGUCUCCAGAUUAUUGAUGUUGAUGCAGGCCGCAUCUAG
Exophiala aquamarina CBS 119918 is the source of this 711-nucleotide messenger RNA. RefSeq lists its product as uncharacterized. Lineage: Eukaryota; Fungi; Ascomycota; Eurotiomycetes; Chaetothyriales; Herpotrichiellaceae. Bases 1 to 711 code for a protein of 236 amino acids. The transcript is spliced from 3 exons. The record is from RefSeq and is a predicted model, not a curated record. Gene Ontology annotation, molecular function: oxidoreductase activity, acting on the CH-OH group of donors, NAD or NADP as acceptor.